AUGGAUCACUCCAGAGAUCCCUGCCCCUGGGUUGCCCUGAGCGACUUUGGUGGUGCUUUCUGUAUGGGUGCUAUCGGUGGUGCCGUCUGGCACGGUGUCAAGGGUUUCAGAAACAGCCCCUACGGAGAGCGUCGGAUAGGUGCCCUCACAGCCAUCAAGGCUCGUGCGCCCGUUCUCGGUGGUAACUUUGGUGUCUGGGGUGGUCUCUUCUCGACUUUUGACUGUGCGAUCAAGGGUAUCAGAAAGAAGGAGGAUCCUUACAAUGCCAUCAUUGCUGGUUUCUUCACUGGUGGUGCUCUCGCUGUUCGUGGUGGUGUCAAAGCUGCUCGUAACUCGGCUAUCAUGUGUGCUGUCUUUCUGGCUGUCAUUGAGGGUGUUGGUAUUGGGUUCCAGAGAAUGAUGGCCGACAACACAAAACUCGAGCUUCCCCCCCCUCCUCCGUCUCCCGAGAAGGCCGUCGCCUAAUUGUUCCACCACAACGGACCCUAUCUCCCUUUGAUGUUUAGUUAGGAACGUACGAAUUCCCGCGUUGUCAGCAAUAUGCCCAUGUUUCUCAUAUCCUUAUCGUGGUCUCUCUUCUCUGGUGUUGGGCUGGUUCAUAUCAUUUUAGGAUGCAUGGUAUAGAGGUUGCUUUCGACUUCCUUGCUUUGAUCCGUCCCCGCUCUUAUGAUGUCUUUUCUACAAAGAAGUGGGUUUUUGUCGGCGAUUUUGGAUGACACAGCCUUUGCGUCCUUGUGUAUUUCUGUUUUUCUUUUUCUACAUCUGCCGAGGGGGCAGAUGCG
This is a messenger RNA of Aspergillus saccharolyticus JOP 1030-1, 782 nucleotides long. Its product is annotated as protein transporter TIM17. The coding region runs from base 1 to 465 and encodes 154 amino acids. The record is from RefSeq and is a predicted model, not a curated record. Gene Ontology annotation, molecular function: transmembrane protein transporter activity. NCBI's taxonomy places the organism in Eukaryota, Fungi, Ascomycota, Eurotiomycetes, Eurotiales, Aspergillaceae. Gene Ontology annotation, biological process: protein import into mitochondrial matrix. The transcript is spliced from 4 exons. Gene Ontology annotation, cellular component: TIM23 mitochondrial import inner membrane translocase complex; mitochondrial inner membrane.